AUGCUGUCUGUAGCUAGUCUUUUAGGUUCACUUCUGAGCAGGUCCAGUGGUGGACCAACAGCCAAAAUUGGAAGUUUCCAAUGGGUUCACACAAGUUACAACAAACCAGGCCUAUUACUGGAGAUGGUGCAGUCAGUGAUUCCCCCACUCACAUUUAAUACUCACAAAGGUUUGGCAGGGAGGAUAGCUGUUAUUGGAGGGUCAAAAGAGUACACAGGAGCUCCAUACUUUGCUGCAAUAUCUGCUUUAAAAGUGGGAGCUGAUUUGUCUCAUGUUUUCUGCACUGAAGGAGCAUCCACAGUUAUCAAAAGUUACAGUCCAGAAUUGAUUGUUCAUCCAAUAUUAGAAUCAAAAUUUGCUGUUCAUGAGACCAGUGAAUGGUUAGAGAGAAUGCAUGCUGUUGUACUGGGACCAGGUCUGGGCAGGGAUCCAGUUGUCUGUUUAGAUACAGCUAAGAAUAUAUUAGAAGAAGUAAAGAAGAAAAACCUACCUCUUGUUGUAGAUGCUGAUGGACUUUUCCUUAUAACAGAACAUCCAGACUUAAUCAAAUCCUAUGGAAAGGCAAUACUUACACCAAAUAUAGUAGAAUUUGGAAGACUUUAUGAAAAAAUGAUGGGAGAGAAGCCUAAACCAGAAGAACCAGUACUAGCUGUAAAAGUUCUGUCCAGAGCCCUGGGCAAUGUUACCAUAGUGAAGAAAGGUCCAAAUGACAUCAUUUCUGAUGGAGAAAAUGGUAGGUUAAAGGUCAAAUGUUACCAUAGUGGCAAAAGGUCAUUAUGA
Mytilus trossulus (common blue mussel) is the source of this 780-nucleotide messenger RNA. RefSeq names its product ATP-dependent (S)-NAD(P)H-hydrate dehydratase-like. Bases 1 to 780 code for a protein of 259 amino acids. The transcript is spliced from 8 exons. The record is from RefSeq and is a predicted model, not a curated record. Gene Ontology annotation, molecular function: ATP-dependent NAD(P)H-hydrate dehydratase activity. NCBI's taxonomy places the organism in Eukaryota, Metazoa, Mollusca, Bivalvia, Mytilida, Mytilidae. Gene Ontology annotation, biological process: metabolite repair.